Molecule: messenger RNA, 2028 nt
Organism: Brenthis ino (lesser marbled fritillary)
Lineage: Eukaryota; Metazoa; Arthropoda; Insecta; Lepidoptera; Nymphalidae
Source: the annotation of a GenBank genome assembly
AUGGGAUUUCUUGUUGGAAUAAUUAAACGAUUAUUAAAAUUAAUAUUAUUUUUUGCUAUCUUCGUUGCGAUUAUCCUCCUUAUUCCGAAUUUACCACCAUAUACGAAGUUUACGAAUAUUGAGAUCGAGCCAACUCAACAAUGGAUUGGACCUUUAGCCCCCAACACAGAUUUAAAUAAUGCUCAACGCUUGUAUGAAGAUAAAUUACUAGGACCUGAAGCAUUUCAAAUAUGGAACGGUGAAGUAUAUACUGGACUUGCGACCGGCGAAAUAGUAAAAGUAUCGCCAGGUGGACAUGUGACUUUUGUUACGAAAAUUGGACAGCCUUGCACUGGCUUAGUUCAGGAGCACAUAUGUGGGCGACCUCUGGGAUUUGUUAUUGAUGAAAAGAAUAAAUUACUGUAUGUAGCUGAUGCCUAUUAUGGAAUUUGGAAAGUUAAUUUAGUAACAGACAAGAAGCAAUUACUAGUGUCACCUAAAGUCCCUAUAGAUGAUCCAAGUGGAAGAUUAUUCUAUUACAAUGCAGCCAAAAAUGAAAGUAAAGUGCUUCUUGAUGACUUAUGGUUUGCUAAUGGCCUGGUGGUAUCUCCUGAUAACCAAUUUGUAAUAGUGUCUGAGACAAGUAGGUACAGAGUUGUCAAAUAUUAUAUUAAUGGAUCUAAGAAGGGAACUUCAGAAGUAUUUGUAGCAGGAUUACCAGGCUUACCAGAUAAUAUACGCUCUCUACCUGACGGUUCUGGAGUGCUAGUAUAUCUGUACAACGUGUUUGACGAUGACCACCCUCUGCUAACAAAAACCAUGGCCGCCACGCCUUUAGUAAGAAAGUUUUUGGCUCGAUUAGCACGCCUCAUUGAGAUUCCAUUUGAACUUCUCAAUACUCAGGUUCCACAUUAUAUUUUUGAAGAAAUAGUGCACUAUAUUGGCAGUUUCGGCAGCCUUACAAAGUUAAGCUCAGGCAUGUCGGGGUUAGUUCAACUCGAUUGGAAUGGAAACAUUAUUGCUGCUUAUUAUAAUACAGAUGGUAGUAUAAGUCAUUUAAGUGAUGCUAUAGUGUUUAAUGACAAGUUAUUCACUGGCUGUCCGCACAUACAAAAUUUUAUUGGUGCUGUACCCGCACCACCAUUGUUGAAAAAAGCAUUUUCCUCAAAUCAAGUGCCAGUUAAAAAACAGCAAAAGCCAGAAGAAAAGAUAGAUGUACCCAAAGUUAAUAAGCCUGUUGUGCAAAAGAAACCAGAACUUAAAGUAAACGAAAAACCUAAACAAGCUCCUCAACAAACCCCACCACCUGUUGCUAAGCAACCAGAGAAAGUACAAAAAGAACCGCAAGUUAAACAAAAUGCAGUACCCAAAGAGAAACCAAAGGUUGCGUCUAAGGAGGCUGAAAUUAAGCAAAAUGAAAUCCCAAAAGCGUCACACGUAAAAGCAAAAACAAUCGAGAAAGAAGCACAAAAACAAAAAGAACCAGUAGCUAAAGCACAACCUGCAUCAAAAGAACCAGAAACCAAAUCAAAAGUUGUGCCAAAUUCACAAGAAAAACUAAAAGAACCAGAACUCAAGCCUAAAACUGCACCCGAAGUACAACAAAAAAUAAAAGUAGAUGAGAAACCUAAUGCACCAAAAGUAGAUGCGAAACCUAAUGCACCAAAAAUAGAUGCGAAACCUAAUGCACCAAAAGUAGAUGCGAAACCUAAUGCACCAAAAGUAGAUACGAAACCAAGUGCAGCUAAAAAAACAGAUGAACCAUCAAAAAUUAAACCAGUUUCCAAAGAAGCAGAACCAAAAGCAAAACCAAAGGAGGCUGAAGUAAAACCUAAAACACCUAAAGAAUCUAAGGAGUCCAAAAAUACGAAUGUUGAUGGAAGUAAAGAAAAAGUUAAGAAGGCUGAAAAACCAAAUGUUGAAAAUGAGAAGCCGAAGAAACAAAUACCUGUAAAAGAAGUAAUACCAUCAGACACAGCAAAGCCGAGCAAGGAAAAGUUAAAAGUAAUUAAGAAGAGUGGUCCUCAGGAGAUCCCUAACCCUCAUUUG